This is a messenger RNA of Phlebotomus argentipes, 3333 nucleotides long. RefSeq names its product probable G-protein coupled receptor 158. NCBI's taxonomy places the organism in Eukaryota, Metazoa, Arthropoda, Insecta, Diptera, Psychodidae. The record is from RefSeq and is a predicted model, not a curated record. The coding region runs from base 1 to 3333 and encodes 1110 amino acids. Gene Ontology annotation, molecular function: G protein-coupled receptor activity. Gene Ontology annotation, biological process: G protein-coupled receptor signaling pathway. The transcript is spliced from 13 exons. Gene Ontology annotation, cellular component: membrane.
AUGGACAAAAUUAAGUUGUUCAAGUUGUCGCGCAAGAACCUCCCCAACUCGCCCGUCUUCACCGUGGGCAAGAGCCACAGAUCCGGACACCGCGGCGCUGGCAAGGCGCCCUCAAAGGCCAACCACACGAGUCGCGGGCUGAAGAGGAAGCGCGAGCACGGCGAGCAUCAUCAUCGACCAAGCAAUUUGGCCCUCGAAGCCAUGUUCUAUCAAUCAGACUCAUCUUCGUGGGACAAUGAGGAGCGCUUUCGAGAGUCUGAGUCAAGUGCAGGCUCAGCUAUCGCCGUCAACACCACCGUCGCGACGGAGGCGCCCACGGAGGCCACAACGAAAGCGGCGCAGCGAAACAAUCGACUUGUCAACUCAUCAUCAGCAGAUUUCAGACAAUACGACGAGGUGGGCGGUGAGGCGGACGUGCCCGGGCUCUUCAGCCCCAGCGGCCUGUACUCGGAUGAUGAGGCGCCCGAAGAGGCGGACGACGGCCAGCCGGAGAGCGUCCUGGCUGAGUGGGGCCACGAGCUGAUCGAGGAGGAGCAGAUGCAGUUCGACGAGACCACGCGCAACAACAGGCUGAAUCUCAUGAAGGGGCGCGACGUGGUCACGCGCUUCCUGCAGAUCGUGGAGAGCCAGCAUCUGUUAGGCGCCAACUGCACCGCCGGCACGGCGCUGAACCUAGGCGAGGGCGUGGUGGACCGCUACGCCCAGGACAGGUUCCGGAUCGAGGCGGAGGUGGCCGUCAAUAGGGCAAACAUGCUCACCAGGAUUUUUAAAUUAACCCUGCCAGCCGUUCAGGAGUCCGAGCAUCUGCUUCACGCCUCCGUGCUCUCGAUGGUGGAGUUCGACGAUGACAUCUUCGCGGCGGGAAAUUGCUUCGACUGGAAUCAGCACCCGGCCAAGAAGGGGCUCUUCUGCCCCUUCGCCUACCGCCUGCCGCCGCCCGACCAGGGCGCUUCGCUGGCGAAGGACCUCGCGGCGGAGUACCACUACCUGGGCAACACCUCGGAGUGGUUCUUCCUGGCGCGCAAGAACGCUGAGAAGGUCAUCUCGCGGAACGAGCAGUACAUCAAAUCUUACCACCUGUACUCGAACAGCUCGGAUCGCGUGGCGGAUGAAAUCCUAUCCGUGAAGUACGAGGACGGUCGCUGGUCGAAGCCGUACUACGACUGCGGAGGCGGCAAUAUAUGGAUGCUGACAUACACAGUGCCGUUUUUCGGCUACGAGAACGGGACGUACUUUUUCAAAGGCACUUCGGGCAUAGAUAUCGAUCUGCGGCGCGUCGACAUCGAUCAGUGUCCUCAAAGGAUCUCCAGCUCCGGCGUCUCACUGCCCCUCAACAUCUUCGCCGGCACGGACAAGUGCAAGGCUCGCACCACUGAGUGCGAGGCGAUUUCUGGCUUAGGAUUCCGCCGUGGAUCGUACAAAUGUGUCUGCCGGCGAGGCUUUUACUUCCCAGACACCACUUCAUCCCAGAAAUAUUUCAAUGGCAGCACUCUCGAGGAGGAAUAUGAAAAAUUGAUGCUGGGCGAGAGCUCCAUGUACAGAACUCGCCUGGCUUUCGAGUGCCUGCCAUGUGCUGAAGGCUGUGAUUCCUGCAAAGACUCCUCACCGUGUGUGGCUGCACUUAAUUGGCCCAUGAGAACGAGCAUCCUCGUGAUGGCGUGCGCAAUUAUUGGAUUUCUGCCUCCGGCCGCCUUUUUCACAUUCAAAUACCAGCAAGUUAAGGUUGUUAGAGCAGCGAGUCCAGCCCUCCUCAGAGUCAUUGCUCUCGGCGCAUUCUUCAUCUAUUGCACAACCAUCGUGCUCUACCCGCCGCCGUCACUCUACACUUGCACAGCGCGUGUUUGGCUCCGUGAGAUCGGAUUCUCCCUGACGUAUGGCGCUUUAAUGCUCAAGACGUGGCGGAUUUCCGUGAUAUUUCGCGUGAGAUCAGCCAAGGCGGUGAAAAUCACAGAUGCAUCGCUGCUGAAGCGCCUGGGCAUCCUCUGUGGAGCCGUUGGAGCCUUUCUGCUCAUCCGCACCAUCGUGGCGCCGCCGCGAGUGGUGGUGGGACGCACCACGGACGACCUGAAGGCGUACCUCUGCAAGACGGACUGGUGGGACCACACUUUCACUUCAAUGGAGGUGCUCUUCCUCGCCUGGGGCGUCCGGCUGUGCAUCAUGGUGAGAAAGGCGCCGUCAGAAUUUAAUGAGAGUCGCUUCAUCUCAAUGGCCAUUUACAACGAAUUCCUCUUAACGUGCUUCCUCAAUGUCUCCAUGUUGUUCCUGCAAUCACCUGCUAAUCCUGAUUUACUCUUCAUAAUAUUUUUCUGUCACACUCAGCUUACCGUCACGCUACUGUUGGCACUCAUAUUUGGCAGCAAGGUGUACCUCGUGUUUCGGGGCGGUGGCAAGCCGGAGGAUUCAAUUGGCCUGGGAACCAAGCCGUCGGGCGCUAAAUUUAUUUGUCGCUCCCAAGGGCGGACGCUCGCCAACGCCAGCACCGCCACGUCCUCGACUGCCCAGCUCGCCCUGCACGCCGCCCACGAGGGUCGUCUGACUGAGCAGGAGGCGCUGGAGGAGAUCAAGCACCUGUGCAGCGAGCUGCAGCGCGUCCAGGAGCGGGCACCGCCGCGAGGAGUGGCCGUGGCCACGAUCGCCACACUCCUGGAGUCCCUGCGCUGCUCCCAUCCGCCCACGCUGCGGCCGCCGGGCCAUGCGGCCAGGGCGCUGGAAGCGGGACACGCGGACAAGGCCACGAACACGCUGAGUGUGGAGGAGAGUCACUGGUACCACGAGAGCAACGGCGGCGCGCGGAUCGUGCUGACGGAGGCGGAGGACAAGGAGAGCCUGAAGAAGCUGCGGAAGUGCCUGGAGGAGUGUCCGACACUGGCCGCGGCGCCCAACAGCGUCCGUCCGCCGGCGCGGCCCAAUCUCAACGGCAUGGAGAGCCUCAGCAUCGACGUUGAGUCGAAGAGCUGCGACCUGGACUUCGCCGAGCUGCAGCUGGAGUGCAUGUGCAGCUCCGACAGCGUUGCGGACUCGCCCACGCUGCGGCAGAACCCAGACGGAGCGCCGGAGACGCAUUCCGAGCACGUGCGCGACGCACAAAACUGUGGCUGUGAUGCUGAGGUCUGCUGCAAGUGUCGCGAGGGCGUGAGCAGCAGCUCGAGGAGCACAACCAGCGGCAAGGCGCGCCAGAGCACCUCCGAGUCGCCCUCCACGGCCGACGAGAAGACGCUCAAUGAGGAGGGCGAGGAGGAGAAGGGCAUCCGGCGCACCAAGUCCACAGACUCGUCCAAGCUCAUCCUCGACCUCAACGACCGGUCCAAGUUCACCAAGGAAGUGUCCGUGUGA